GCUCCUCAAGGCAGUUUUAAGCGUCCAGGUGUCCCCUUCUCUUAUCCUUUCCCUCCCACCCUGCGCUCGUCACCUCCUUCCCCCUCCAUGGCGAUGGCGGCCAUCGCUAACCCAACCACCCUUUCCCCACCCACCGCUCUCGCGUCCCAAAAGCCCGUCGCUUCUCACUUCCCCUCGUCUCUCCGCCCCCUUUCCUCCACUUCUUCUUCCUCCUCCUCCGCCGCCGCUUACGCUCUCCACAAUCUUCACCGGAUUGCGAAACCCUGGCUCCCUAUCAUCCCUAGAAAACUCGACGCUCCCCUCGUGCGCCUCGAGGCGGCGGCCGUCGCCGACGCGGAAGCGGAGCUUGCCGAAGGUGAAGCCGCCUCCGACUCCGACUCCGACUCCGCCGUCGCCACCGCAACCCCACCGUCCAAGCCCAAGACCGGGAAGGCCGCCUUGCCUCUCAAGAGAGACAGAACGAGGUCGAAGCGGUUCUUGGAGAUACAGAAACUGAGAGAGAACAAGAAGGAGUAUGACGUGCCCGCGGCGGUCUCACUUCUUAAACAAACGUCGAACACGAAAUUCGUGGGGUCGGCGGAGGCCCACUUCCGCCUCAACAUUGAUCCCAAGUACAACGACCAGCAGCUGAGGGCCACGGUGAACUUGCCGAAGGGGACCGGGCAGACUGUUAAAGUGGCUGUGCUCACACAAGGUGAAAGAAUCGAUGAAGCAAAAAAUGCGGGAGCUGAUAUAGUUGGUGGGGAAGAAUUAAUACAACAGAUAAAAGGCGGAUUUAUGGAUUUUGAUAAGUUAAUUGCUUCUCCAGAUAUGAUGCCCAAGGUUGCCAGUUUGGGAAAACUCUUAGGACCACGUGGACUUAUGCCGAAUCCAAAAGCUGGUACAGUUACCACAGACAUACCUCAGGCUAUUCAAGAGUUUAAGAAAGGUAAAGUUGAAUACAGAGUGGACAAGACCGGGAUUGUCCACUUACCUUUUGGGAAGAUCAAUUUUUCUGAUGAAGACCUUAUUGUCAAUCUGGUAGCAGCAGUUAGAUCGAUAGAAGCAAACAAACCUUCUGGUGCAAAAGGAGUAUACUGGAAAAGUGCACAUAUUUGUUCAUCAAUGGGACCUUCAAUUCGGUUAAACAUAAGAGAAAUGCUUGACUACAAACCCCCUAUGGUCUAGCAGCUCAGAAGAACAUGUGAACUUCCCAGAAUAGUCUACCAUCAUCAUGGAACAACUCCAAGAAACAAAAAAAGAUCAAAGAGCACAACAGAAAGCAUUAGCAUCUGGGAGCAGCGCCGUUUUCUUAUUGGAUCACUAACACUACCUGUGCAUGUUGUUAACCUCAUGAAGCAGUGAUCUUCCUUGUAUCUUUUGUGAUAUCUGAGUUUUACGUUGCCAGAAGUGCACAGCAUGUAUCUUUUCACCAACACUACCUGUGCAUGUUGUUAAACUCAUGAAGUAGUGAUCUUCCUUGUAUCUUUUGUGA
Molecule: messenger RNA, 1474 nt
Organism: Musa acuminata AAA Group (dessert banana)
Lineage: Eukaryota; Viridiplantae; Streptophyta; Magnoliopsida; Zingiberales; Musaceae
Product: large ribosomal subunit protein uL1c
Exons: 7
Coding region: 88-1167 (359 amino acids)
Biological process (GO): translation
Cellular component (GO): large ribosomal subunit
Molecular function (GO): RNA binding; structural constituent of ribosome
Source: RefSeq, a predicted model, not a curated record